CAGCAGCGGCUGCAGCCGGCGACGGGCAGCGGGACGAGGCGGCGGGAAGGAGCCUGAUCGGCGGCGGCGCUGCUGCGGUUAUUGUCGCUGCCCACGCCCAGCCGCGGUGGUACUUCGGGAGAAGGAUCCAAGUUAGCAACAUGGCGACUCUGAAAGACAUUACCCGACGCUUGAAGUCUAUCAAGAAUAUCCAGAAAAUCACUAAAUCCAUGAAGAUGGUUGCUGCCGCAAAAUAUUCCAGGGCGGAGAGAGAAUUAAAGCCUGCCAGAGUUUACGGCGUGGGGGCGUUGGCUCUCUACGAGAAAGUGGACAUCAAACCCCCUGAGGACAAGAAAAAGCAUCUCCUUAUCGGAGUGUCUUCUGAUCGUGGCUUGUGUGGGGCCAUCCACACCUCCGUGGCCAAACAGAUCAAGAGCCAGUUCUCCAACCUGACCGGUUCGGGGAAAGAAGUCAUGGUGGUUGGGAUUGGGGACAAGCUCAGAGGCAUCCUUCAAAGGACGCACGGAAAGAACUUCCUCUUGAACUUUAAAGAAGUUGGAAGGAAGCCUCCCACUUUUGGAGACGCAUCGGUCAUUGCUCUGGAGCUGCUGAAUUCUGGAUACGAGUUUGACGAAGGCUCCGUCAUCUACAAUCGGUUCAGGUCUGUCAUUUCCUAUAAGACUGAUGAGAAACCAAUCUAUUCUCUUGAGACGGUUUCUGGGGCUGAAAGCAUUAGCAUCUACGAUGACAUCGAUGCGGAUGUCCUGAGAAACUACCAGGAGUUCGUAUUGGCUAACAUCAUCUUCUACUCCAUGAAGGAAUCUACUACGAGUGAGCAGAGCGCUCGGAUGACCGCUAUGGAUAAUGCCAGUAAAAAUGCCUCUGAGAUGAUUGACAAGCUGACCCUGCGAUUCAAUCGCACGCGUCAAGCUGUCAUCACCAAGGAACUGAUUGAGAUCAUCUCUGGUGCGGCAGCUCUAACCUAAGGGCUAAUCCGAAAGUGAAUUUCAUCCAGAAUCAACAGAUAAAGGAGAGUCUUCCAGCAAGCAGUUCCUUUCUCAAGGGAGAAGAUUAUUAAUCUGUCGUUCUGUGGAGAAUUCUCAGGCAGAGAAUCCCCCGUCUGUUUGAAAUUUGUAUUUGCAAAUAAAGUCCUACAUGAAAGUU
This is a messenger RNA of Protobothrops mucrosquamatus (brown spotted pit viper), 1143 nucleotides long. RefSeq names its product ATP synthase F1 subunit gamma (gene ATP5F1C). Gene Ontology annotation, molecular function: proton-transporting ATP synthase activity, rotational mechanism. The record is from RefSeq and is a predicted model, not a curated record. NCBI's taxonomy places the organism in Eukaryota, Metazoa, Chordata, Lepidosauria, Squamata, Viperidae. Bases 141 to 965 code for a protein of 274 amino acids. The transcript has 10 exons. Gene Ontology annotation, biological process: proton motive force-driven ATP synthesis.